AAUUAGGAAUGCCGGGAGGUGGACAAAUGGCGCUCUAUAAAUACUCAAAUUAUCAGGACAUGACAGCAUCAGUCGAUACAUUGUUCAACCUUAAAUCACAUUACGAUAACCAGUCAUACCGACAAUGAAGUCUGUUGUACUUUUCGCUUUGUUCGUCGGUGUUGCGAUCGCCGCUCCCCAGGCCCCUACCGAACCCAUUCCAAUUUUGCGUCAAGAUAGCCAGAUAAAUGGUGACGGAUCAUACCAGUACUCUUUCGAAACCGGUAACGGAAUCAGUGCUGACCAAAAAGGUGAUUUGAAGAAGGUCGGUGAUGUCGAAGCUUUAGAAGUGCAAGGCCAGUUCCAGUACCCUGGUGAAAAUGGAAACAUUCAGUUGACCUACACCGCUGACGAGAACGGUUACCACCCCCAGGGUGAUCACCUCCCCACAGCUCCCCCUGUACCUGAAGCUAUCCAGAGGGCACUUGCAUACCUCGCCACUGCCCCACCUCAAACAGAAAGCUCAUAAAAAUGUAACACUUAAUAAUUAUUAAAACAUAAUAUAUAGUCUCCAAACGCUCUACUAGACAUUUAAUAAUAGACUAGCGUUUACCACAUAGAGGAACAUACAGUUAGUAAUUUAAAUAUUUUUUAUUUUUGUAGUUGAAAUAAACCGUUUUAUUAUAA
Molecule: messenger RNA, 666 nt
Organism: Colias croceus (clouded yellow)
Lineage: Eukaryota; Metazoa; Arthropoda; Insecta; Lepidoptera; Pieridae
Product: endocuticle structural glycoprotein SgAbd-8-like
Exons: 2
Coding region: 125-508 (127 amino acids)
Cellular component (GO): chitin-based extracellular matrix
Molecular function (GO): structural constituent of chitin-based larval cuticle
Source: RefSeq, a predicted model, not a curated record